Varroa destructor (honeybee mite) is the source of this 4621-nucleotide messenger RNA. RefSeq names its product glutamate receptor-like. Gene Ontology annotation, cellular component: membrane. The record is from RefSeq and is a predicted model, not a curated record. Gene Ontology annotation, molecular function: ligand-gated monoatomic ion channel activity. Lineage: Eukaryota; Metazoa; Arthropoda; Arachnida; Mesostigmata; Varroidae.
ACCUCAUGCUCACAUCCAUCCGACAGACGCCGACACCCUCGCCGAAUCGGAAAGGGCAGCGAAGUCGAGAAGGAAGGGUCGAAAUGGGUCUGGGUAGACCAUGGUGGCCGACUGCACGAGGCCUGUGAGGCUCGCGUGAUUCAGAGUUUACCCGACGAACCUAAGUGCCGGACGCGUAGCUCGGCUGCACCUUCAUAGGAACAAAAAUUAGCGUGGUACUAAAGUUCCUACAUAUAUAUACACGUCUGCACUCAAAUAGGGCGGGUUUACCAGCAUAGCGUUCGUUCGCUUAAAAAACCAGCGACGUCGAAAAUCUUGUCGCUGUCAUUAUUCUACCAAGUGCGUUUCGGAAAGCUCUUCAGCUUGCUCUUCAAGGCCAAAGACCGAGACAAGAUACGAUUAAAAGUUUUCGACCACAGUGGGCGCUGUGCUGCAGCCAUAGAUGAUCGAGCAACAAGAUUCAGGUAGUUAACAUUAGGAUGUGCAAGGUGCGUGUCUUCUAAACCGAUGGUACAAUAAUUGAGCGCGGACUAGUAACAACGGAGAGAGUGUUUAGGAAAACAGUGGUAAGAGAGAGAGAGAGAGAGAGAGAGAGAAAGAGCCAGGCAGAACAAGAGGGAGAAAAAGAAAUCAUCUCAAGACAGUGUGGUAUAACAUCAAAAAAAAAUAUUAGGUGACAGCAAUUAUCCCGGCUCUACGUCCGUGACACUCGUUGGAUUGCUAUUGCCAUUGUUGGAGAGUGCUUCCCGUUGUGGUAAUUGGCAGUCGUGUACUUGCUGUCGUGUGUGGCGUGUUUUUUGUGCAGGACCAUCCGUACUUGUACUAGUCAUCUAUAGCCAGAAAGGUCCACUUACAUUGAGUCAUCCCGGUGUAACCAGGGUUAGUGAUGCAACUGCACUGGGUGUUAGUGGGGGCUCUCGGAGCACUGGCGUACAGCGCGCACGAGGUGCUCGCCAAGGAAAAACUUCGGAUACCCAUCGGUACGAUUUUACUGCCGAAUCAAGAAGUCUAUGAGAACAUUUUGCGAUAUGCAGUGAAGAACUUUGACAGCUCGCUCUUUGACACUCGGCUUGUCGCGAUGAGAUUGAGUAACGCCGAUUUCGUACAAAUCAACAUGAAAGUGUGUGCGAUGAUGCGCGAAGGUGUCCUCGCAUUCGUCGUAGCUCCUGAUUCCGCACCUGCACUACGGGAGAUGCUCACCUCGUAUUCAUCGCACUUUCACAUCCCGUUGGCAACGUCACUUGCUUCACGGAGCUUCUCUCGAAGCGAGUACGCUAUCUCGACGCAAGUGUCGCUAGCAGACGCCACCGCAUCGCUGUUGCGCCGCUACAGAUGGUCACAGGUGGCCUACAUCUUUGACGACUCUGCCUCCCCCGAUAUUCUAGAGGCAAUCCAGAACUCUGGUGUGAAAAUUUCGAUCGCGAAGAAAGUAAACAAUGAGGCCGAGGCAAGUGACGCUGUUCUGGAGCUGUCUUCGCUGGGCCGAUUAAAGCCGGAAAAGAUCGAAAAGAUUGUACUCAAUGUUAACCGGCCGAGCUUGGCUAAGACAGUGCUAUCUGGAAUGAUCAGGGAAGUCAAGAGCUUCAAGAACCUCAACACCCAGUUCAUCCUCGCCAAUCCGGUCUCGGACGAUUUCUGGCAGUACAUCCGAUUCCGCGAUGCCGGGAGCAGCCUCAACGUGACCGCCUUUCGGCUCGUCGACUCUGAGCUGCCGCAUGUCACGCGCUUCCACAAACAGAUGAUGCAGCUGUCAUCGCACCGAUCCCUAUUUCACAACCAAGGCACUCAGUCAUACUUAUUUCUGGACGCAGUUACUGCGCUGCUUACUGGCUUCGACCGUGUCCUCAAGGACAAUCCUCGCCUUCUCGACCGCAACCUCCGUCACCAUCCCGGCUCUGUCUACUUUAAUGGCACGAAGGGACUCGACUGUAUGGACCAGUCGCGUUUUUUCGAGUAUGGUGACAUUCUGGCAGCGUUUAUAAAGCAAAUUAAGAUCCCACAGGGACAAUCAGGUCCUGUCGAGUUCCAUGACAACGGUGAACGUGUACAACCUACUAUCACAGUAAUCCAAGGCUCCCACAAGGGCCACGUUCGUCUGGGUACAUGGACCGCUAAAAAAGGACUCAUGCUUGCUGACAAGCCUGAAGCACUCCCUCAGAUUAAGGCACCCGGAGCUAUUACUCCAGCUAAGGAGCUCAGCGUCGGUAGUGUCUUGAAUUCGCCGUACCUCAUACAGAGACAAACAGACGGCGAAUUCUCUGGCUUCGUGCCCGAUUUUCUUGAGGCUCUAUCCAACGUCGUCCCCUUCGCAUACAAGAUCCAGGUCGUACGUCAACGCGAUUAUGGACGCCGAUCUGAAAAUGGAACUUGGAGUGGACUCAUGGCUGAGGUGAUCAACAAGAAGGUAGAAAUUGCCGUAUCUGACAUGGCAUUAACAGCGGAACGUCAAGAAGCCGUCGAGUGUACCCAACCUUUCUUCGUUGAUGACCUAGCCGUUGUAAUGGGCCGAACCACCCCCGCAGGCCGGCCAUCGCUAUCCUUCUUCUUUGUACGGGUCUUCUCCUGGCAACUAUGGGCUUGCGUCGCGGCUAUACUCGCAGUCUUUAUUAUCUUCUCAUAUAUACUGAAUCACCUCGCUCAGUCUCGGCAAAGGAACAGUUCGGAAAAAAAUCGACUUCUAUGUCUCGUCUGGUUUACACUGGCCUCGGUGUUCGCCCGUUCGCAAGGACCCCAUGUCAAUUCGAAGGCUUACAGGAUCCUGUUGGCAUCGUGGUGGUUAUUCCUGGCGGUAAUGACCAUCACUUACUUAUCAGCGUGCAUUGCGCUCCUACAAGCUGUCCUGUUUGGCAGUGGACCCGAUCUCUUCAAUAAAGACAAAUUUUGUCGGGAUGCUGCUAACGGAGCCGUUGACGUCGGGUAUAUGCGACAUGGAGCAGUCGAAAAAAUGAUCAAGAAUCAAGCGGAAACGCAGCUUUCAUUUUACGCACAGCUGUUGAAUAACUCUCGGAUCCGCAUUGUUUCCGGCAUUGCUGAAGGAAUGCGUCACGUGGGACCUAACUAUGCUUUCCUCGGACUCAAAUCGCAGGUGGAUUCGUACAUCGGACGCGAUUGCGGUAUAAAGUCGUAUACGCUCAUUCCACAGUUCGCCCAAUAUGCUCUGGUUAUGCCCAAGAUGUCACCGUACAGGGAUAUGUUCAACCAGGGCAUUGAGAAGCUUCGCGAGUCUGGCGUGCUGGCUGAUUUAAAGGAAAAGUGGAUUGAUUCACUAGUACGAUGUCCGCGCGAGGUCGAAGUGCUGGAGGUGCCAGCGCCGAUCAGGUACACAGCCCUUUGCGGCAUGUUCAUAAUCGUGUUGGCCGGGUUCAUACUGGCACUUCUCGCCGGAGUCAUCGAGUUUUGCUGGAGCGCCAAGCGUGAUUCAAGCAAAAGUGAGAAACCAAUUCAGAAAGUGAUGUGGGAUAAGGCGCACGAUUCGUUGAAGCCAUUUACCCAAAAGGAUCCAGCUUUGGGGAACGACGAGGAGAUGACUCUCAACCCAAGUCAAGCUAAUGGCACCCCUAAACAAGUCCGGGUUAUGGUCUAGAACACCUAAACCCAGCAUUCGUCUCCAUCACUCACAAAUCUUUUAUGUCUUCUUUCACUACUAUAACUCCCUCGCCCGAACUAGUCGUAUGUACGUAGUGAAUCCAGCGCCGUGUUGUACCAUGUCUUAGCCAUGUAUCACCGCCAUCAUUUUAUGUACCUACUCAUGUCUUAUGCGAAGACUUCGAUAAAUACAAUUUCAUCGUCCACAAACAUUCAUGUUUGCACCUUCUACCAGAGACCAGAACGAAAGAAAACAUUUGCACAACAUCUGACUCAACUGACAAACCCCGAUUAAUUGUAUAGAUGUAAAGCCUUCUCGUUUGACGAUGCAGAUCCAGCUGUGACGAUCAGAUACGGUAACAAAGACUGACGCAAUGCACCAUACCUAGUGCGUUACAUCACGUAAAAAUUGAACCAGAAGCAAAUCAAUAACGAUAUUUCUAACAGAUAAUUAAAAAUAUAGUCCCAACAUAUAUGGGGCAAGCAGGAGUAUGAUUGACCAUAUAAAUGCACCUCGAACUGAAACCCAAAUAUGGAAUAGAAAGCAAAUCUACAAUCCAAUAUGUAAUAGCUAUCCGUAACGCAUUUGAGGUGAACCCAGAAAUUAAAUAGUGAGCUAAUCCAAUGAGAGAAGGUUUCUACGUUCUAUACGCGAAGGUAUUGUAUAUGUAGUUAAUAGCUACCCUUCUGUUCAAUAUGACUCGAAGGUGAGUCAGCGGAUCUGCCGUCUGACGUAAAGCUGACUGCUCGUGUGCCGUCUAAACAAUCGGAGCAUAGCCUAUGUGACUAGAGCUGAACACAUUGAGAUGUUAAGUAUGCAUGAUGAGGACAGUCAGUCAUCAUGCAUCGUGUGCGGUCUCGGUUGAGCCAAAUGUGACAAUAACAGCUCCUCAAGCAUGAUUUUGUCGCCAUUACCCUCAAGGGAAAAGAAAGAGCUUGCGCGGGUGAAAACUAACGGUAAACCUACGAUUAGAGAAGGUAUUUAAAACCAUACCUUCAAAUUGUAUUUGCUGUAUAUAUCAUGUACUUACAUGAA